This is a messenger RNA of Carassius auratus (goldfish), 1247 nucleotides long. Its product is annotated as B-cell receptor CD22-like. The transcript is spliced from 4 exons. Lineage: Eukaryota; Metazoa; Chordata; Actinopteri; Cypriniformes; Cyprinidae. The annotation marks the transcript as partial. The record is from RefSeq and is a predicted model, not a curated record.
GUGUUUUGUGUGGCUUUAAUAUCAAUCUGCCGAAUAAAGUAGAAGCUCUGAAAGGAUCCUGUGUUUUCAUCCCCUGCACAUUUGAUAUUGAUCAACGAUAUGAAGAUGAUCUCACUGACAGUGCAAAGAGAAUGUGGGUUAAAGUUGAAAACCCUCCCGUUAUAGUGUUUGACUCCAGCAGCCCCAACACUGGACUGUUAAAAGGAGAAAUAUUUGGCACUGCUACACAGAAAAACUGCACCACACGAUUCGAUAAUGUUGAUCAGAGACAUAAUGGGUCAUAUUACUUCAGAAUCGAAACCAGUGGUAAAUUGAAAUAUAACUACAGAGGACCUACAUACUCUCAAGUUGAAAUUGUCGUCUUAGAUGCUCCUAAAAACACAUCGGUGAGGAUAAAUCCAGCUGGUUUAGUUCUGGAGGGUCGUUCAGUGACUCUGAUCUGCAGCAGUGAUGCAAACCCAGCAGUGAACUACACCUGGUACAGAGACACUGAGAGACCUCUGAAUCCAGUUCAGACCGGACCAAACCUGACCAUCAACAACACCGACCCGACACACAGCGGACGAUACUACUGUACAGCUGAGAACAAACACGGCACACAGAACUCAUCAGUGCUGCUGGACGUCCAGUAUGCUCCUAAAAACACGUUGGUGAGGAUAAAUCCAGCUGGUUUAGUUCUGGAGGGUCGUUCAGUGACUCUGAUCUGCAGCAGUGAUGCAAACCCAGCAGUGAACUACACCUGGUACAGAGACACUGAGAGACCUCUGAAUCCAGUUCAGACCGGACCAAACCUGACCAUCAACAACACCGACCCGACACACAGCGGACGAUAUUACUGUACAGCUGAGAACAAACACGGCACACAGAACUCAUCAGUGCUGCUGGACGUCCAGUUUGCACCCAAUAUCUCCAUCUCUUGCAGUCGAAGCAGUGUAACGGAGUGUGUGUGUGAGGCUCAUGGGAAUCCCUGUCCUACACUAGAGUGGCGUCUGUCUGGACGUGUGAUCACUAACUCUACAGAAACCUCCAUCAGUGAGGAGACGUUAGGAAGCACAGGAGUGAAGAGCGUCCUGAACAUCCAUCAGUCCCUCACAGACACGGACGUCCUGCAGUGUUUCAGCACAAACAAAUACAGCAGCGCCAGUCAACAGUUUCAGGACGUCCUGGACUAUUAUUGUAUGAUUUUAAGAGUAUAAAGCAUAAAAAAACUUAAACUUCUAAAUAAAAUUAAUUCUUUACCAUAUAAA